AUGCUGACUCUCCUCUCCGGCCCUCUGUUUCCCCCUUCGCAAAUUGAAGGGAUUGGGCUGCCAUUUAAAGGUCUCUGGAAGCUCAGCUUCUCAGACAACCGGGUCCUCCAACACCCUGCUCUCAGGCUCCCCAUCCCAGCGACUCAGCCCCCAGACACCUGGGUUCUCAGCCCCCAAACCCUGCGACCCAGCUCCCUGGACACCUGGGUCCUCUGGACAACUGGGAUAGGAGACUUCUUCCCUGUACCCAUCUGCCAAUCUCAGCGGAGGCCUGACUACAAGCAGCUCCAGAUGACCUGCCCGCCCCCCGCCGCAGGCACGGCCCCUCCCCCGCUGCCCCGGUGGUGGCCGGCGGCCCCCCGGCUGCCAGCCUUCAGACUGGAGUCCCUGAAGCGCUGGACAGAGGCUCGGGGCCUGUGGUGUGAGAAGGGUGUCCAAGUGCUGCUGACCACGGUUGGUGCCUUUGCCGCCUUCGGCCUCAUGACCAUCGCCAUCAGCACCGAUUACUGGCUCUACACCAGGGCCUUCAUCUGCAACACCACCAACCUGACCGCCUCUGCCUCCGAGGACCCCCCAGCUCGCGGGCCUGGCGGGGUGUCGGAAAAGAGGGACCCCGGGGGGCUUACCCACUCGGGCCUCUGGAGGAUCUGCUGCCUCGAAGGGCUGAAGCGGGGUGUCUGUGUGAAGAUUAAUCAUUUCCCAGAAGACACAGACUACGACCAUGACAGUGCAGAGUACCUACUCCGUGUGGUCCGAGCAUCCAGCAUCUUCCCCAUUCUCAGCGCCAUUCUUCUGUUGCUGGGGGGCGUGUGUGUGGCUGCCUCUCGAGUCUACAAGUCCAAAAGGAACAUCAUCCUGGGGGCUGGUAUCCUCUUUGUAGCCGCUGGCCUCAGCAACAUCAUCGGCGUGAUCGUGUACAUCUCGGCGAACGCGGGCGAGCCAGGCCCCAAGCGCGACGACGAGAAGAAGAGCCAUUAUUCGUACGGCUGGUCCUUCUACUUCGGGGGGCUCUCCUUCAUCCUGGCCGAGAUGAUCGGCGUGCUCGCCGUGAACAUUUACAUCGAGAGGAACCGCGAGGCUCACUGCCAGUCCCGGGCGGACCUUCUCAAGCCCGGCGGCCGGGCCGGGGGCGGCGGCAGCGGCGGGGGCGGCGGCGGCGGCGGGGGUCCCCCGUCGGCCAUCCUCCGCCUGCCCAGCUACCGCUUCCGCUACCGCCGCCGCUCGCGCUCCAGCUCUCGCUCGAGCGAGCCCUCGCCCUCCCGGGACACGUCCCCCCAGGGCUUCCCCUCCACGGACAUCUCCAUGUACACGCUGAGCCGCGACCCGUCCAAAGGCAGCGUGGGCGCCGGGCUCGGAGGGCCGCCUGGAGGCGGCGGCGGCGGCAGCAGCGGCGGGGGAGGGGGCGGAGUGGGGGGUCCGUACGGGACGGCUGAGCGGGAACGAUCCGGUUCGGGCUUCCUGACGCUGCAUAACGCCUUUCCCAAGGAAGCCAGCGGGGUGACGGUGACCGUUACCGGUCCGGGCUCCGCCCCCGGGGCCGCCGGGACCCUGAGCAAAGAGGCGGCAGCCAGUGGGGCGUCUAACACCAACACCCUGAACAGGAAAACCACGCCGGUGUAGGGGCUGGGC
This is a messenger RNA of Phascolarctos cinereus (koala), 1629 nucleotides long. RefSeq names its product calcium voltage-gated channel auxiliary subunit gamma 8 (gene CACNG8). Gene Ontology annotation, molecular function: channel regulator activity; voltage-gated calcium channel activity. Lineage: Eukaryota; Metazoa; Chordata; Mammalia; Diprotodontia; Phascolarctidae. Gene Ontology annotation, cellular component: AMPA glutamate receptor complex; postsynaptic density membrane. The record is from RefSeq and is a predicted model, not a curated record. Gene Ontology annotation, biological process: postsynaptic neurotransmitter receptor diffusion trapping; transmission of nerve impulse; neurotransmitter receptor internalization.